AUGUUGGAGGAUGAUCUUCAGCUCAGCAGCGAUGAAGACGACAGCAUCACACAGUCUGCUUCAAGGGUCACCAAGGGCAGCUCUGGGGAUCGGCAGCAGCGUAUUCAUAGUGGGAGGGCAAGGCGGUCCAACAGCAGCUCCUCGGGCUCCAGCUCCGCCUCCCCCAGCUCUGGCUCCGCCUCCUCCAGCGACUCCGACAGCAGCACCCAACGCUCACGCAGCCCCAGCCCGGAGGCUCACUCCAGCCCCGAGCCUCCUACCACCACACUGCCCCAGUACAGCUGCAGGACAGAAGAGACAGAGCACUCCUCGUCUGCGCAGUGGCACCUGGACAAGUGGCUGAAGAGGGACGACGGGAGGCGUGCGUCCAGCAGCCAGGAGUUAGGCUCAGAGGCAGAGCCGCCCUGCAACCUAAGCUUGGAGAGCUGCCAGUCUCCUGGAGGGUCCCAGUGGGGUGACCACAGCCCACCUACCACCUCUCUUUGCCAAAGUCAGGAAGUGCAGAGGCGUGGAUGGGUCAGAGAAUCUGAUGACGAGGGAGAGAAGAAGGAGAAGAGGAGGAAGGAGAAGGGGAAGCGAAGGGAGAAGCUAUCUGAAUCGCUGGCUUUGCAGCCCAAACAGAGGCCACACUCCAGCAGCCAGAGUCAUCAGGAGAGUCAAUCUACAGACUUUGGAAAAAAGAAGAAGAAAAAGAGGAAGACUAAGGAAUCAAAGACUCAUAUCAUAGAUGCAAAGCCCUCCCCUUCCCCCUCACCACCCCCUAAGCCUGUCAUCUUCUCCACAGACUCCUCCUCAGAGUCGGACCACGAGGCCAAACCGCCCCGGACGCCUAGCCAGAGUCCUAGCCAAAGCCCUAGUCCUAUCUCUCAAAGGCCCAAAGCCAAGUUUUGGGAGAGGGAAAGCAAGGUGGAUGGCCAAAAGAAGGAGCUGGUCACUGAGAGGAAGGAGGGAAGAGGGAGGGCAGAGGAAGUGCAGAGGUAUCGACAGAUCAAGGAGUCUGAUGAUGAGGAGAAGAGGAAGGAGAAGAGGAGGAAGGAGAAGGGGAAGGGAAGGGAGAAGCCAUCUGAAUUGCUGGCUUUGCAGCUCAAGCAGAGGCCAUACUCCAACAGCCAGAAGCAUCAGGUGGAGAGUCGGACCGCCAACCGUGAAAAGAAGAAGAGCAAGACUAAGGAAUCAAAGACUAGUAUCAUAGAUGCAAAGCCCUCCCCUUCCCCCUCACCACCCCCUAAACCUGUCAUCCCCUCCACAGACUCCUCCUCAGAGUCGGACGAUGACCCGAAACCACGCUCCACUGUUGCCAAAGCCUUGGCAGACUCCACCUCCAGCCUCGACCCCAGGGGUCAGCAGAAGCGAGCAGGGAGGCCCCCUUCGGCCCGGCCCAGCUCAGACGCCCCCAGCGGGCAAGCUAAGGAGACCCGAGCAGAGGAGCAGCAGAGGCAGGGCCGCUAUAAACUCUACACCCUAGUCCCAUUCGGCCGCAGCAGGGUGUUCCCUCACCUCGCUGCCUCGUCCUCUUCCCUGUUCGCCCGGGCACGCAGCCUCAGGUCUCUCCUGGUGAGAGUCGAAUGUGGCCCCGCCCCCAAUGAGCCCGUCGUCGCCUCCCUCCCUCGUGACCGGUCCUCAUCUUCCUCGUCUUCCUUCUCCCCCUCGCCUGUGAAGGCCCGAAAGCGAGGAGUCGUGAAGAGCCCGGGCUCCCCUGAGUCGGAGAAGAAGAGGAAGCGCAAGUCUGAGAAUGGAGAUCUGAACAAGGAGAGUAAAAGGAACCACGCCCCCGCCAAGCCCCCACUGAGUCGGGCCACAUCAUUCGACAAGAGACCCCUGGAGGCUUGCUCUGAGGCCAGACCAAAUGGACAUAAGGAGGAUCAUCCGGGUAGUGAAAAGCGGGUCAGGCUACCCACGUCCCCUGUGUCAGACCCAGCAGAGCAUCCCAAAAAGGGCGUGACACCCCAGCCCCCCAGCAGGAUGAGAGAAGGAAACACAUCUGCACAGAACAGACAGACUGAGGUACAGAGGACACACCAGAAGGGUCUUCCCCAGCUUGCAUGUGACUCCCGGGGUAGCCCCCCGAACCAGGCCCUCUGCCAGAGAGUGACACCGCCCAAGCGUGAUGCGGGACAUGAGGUGGAGCAUUACCUGUAUGAGGCACGGAGGCUGAAACGCCGUGCAGACACCAUGGCAGACAUGUUUGGGAAGGCGCUGACCUACGUGGACGCGGCGCUGUCCUACAUGGAGUGUGGGAGGGCCAUAGAGGAGGGGCCAGAGGGUGCCAAAUCUCCCUACAGCAUGUACGCUGAGACAGUGGAGCUCAUCAAGUAUGCCAUGAGGCUGAAAAGCAGUGGAGGCUCCAGGGUUGGUCAGCAGGAGAAACAGCUGGAUGUGCUGAGUUUCCGCUGUCUGGCUCUUCUGCACUGGCGGAUGUUCAGGCUGAAGAAGGACCAGACCAUCAGGCAGUCCAAGGCUCUGCAGGACUACUUCAAGACCAGCCCCAGUUUGCCCCUGACCCCACCUCCCUGGACCGCCUGGGGAAAGAGCACAGGGGCUCCCUCCUUCACGUCCCCCCCGUCUCCCCCUCUCGGCUCGUCCUCUGUGCUAAUCAGCAUUCCCAACCGCAUCCACCAGAUGGCAGUAGACCACCUCGACGUCAUGAACAGCGCGCUCAACAGCUUUGAGUAUUGGGAGGUGGCUGACAACCUGGCCAAGGAGAACAAAGAGUUCUUUAGCUACCUCAGCACCCGGCUGGGGCCACUGUCCCUCAACAGCAGCAUGCCACACAUUGUGCAGUACACCAGACAGGCCCUGCAGUGGAUCAGAAGCAGCGCCCACCUCUCCUAAUGGCAAGCCCCUCCCUGAGGCCCCCGUUUGUCUCCUGCCCCCUGAGAGCCCCCGAGA
Messenger RNA from Megalops cyprinoides (Indo-Pacific tarpon), 2889 nucleotides. It is a transcript of the gene aff3, whose product is annotated as AF4/FMR2 family, member 3. Lineage: Eukaryota; Metazoa; Chordata; Actinopteri; Elopiformes; Megalopidae. The transcript is spliced from 16 exons. The record is from RefSeq and is a predicted model, not a curated record. Gene Ontology annotation, biological process: regulation of gene expression. The coding region runs from base 1 to 2832 and encodes 943 amino acids. Gene Ontology annotation, cellular component: nucleus; super elongation complex.